UGUCUUUUUUUUUUUCUCCCUCUGCAGAAGACAACGAUGCCUUUGGAGACCGUAGCACGCAGCGCGGCGCCACCUCGGAGAAUCUGGGUGUGGACGCCCCUGGCUCCUCCCACAUGUCCAGUCACAGCAGGAAGCUCAAGAUCCUGAGCGUCUACGGUAAAGGGGAGGGCCCUCUGGCGGUGGACGGCCAUGACACCCUCCUCACCGCGUCUGAAGUGGAGGCCCUGAACCCGCUGUCUGCGGACCACAGCGCGGCCAAGAGCCUGGAGCGCGGCGAGCGGCUGGUCCGCCCUGAAGUGCCGAGUGUGCAGGUUGGAAAUCAUCUUCUUAUUCAACAUCCGAAUGAGAGGCUUCCUGAGCGUCUACGGUAAAGGGGAGGGCCCUCUGGCGGUGGACGGCCAUGACACCCUCUUCACCGCGUCAGAUGUGAAGGCCCUGAACUCGCUGUCUGCGGACAACAGCGCGGCCAAGAGCCUGGAGCGCGGCGAGCGGCUGGUCCGCCCUGAAGAGCUGCACACACCCAUAGAAAGCACACCCCUUUAUGAUUUUUAAACACUGCCAAAUAUGCCCGUCUUAUGCCCACCUUUUUCCUUGCAUGGUCCGCACGUUUACACUAACCGUGGUAAUUUACCGGCUUGAUUUCGCACCUCAAUUUUACCCUCUCAGACCCCACUCAUAUUGGUGCUUUUCAUUUAGAUGUAAAUGUGAUUAGUCAGCUUUGCGGUUCCAGGGAAGGGACUUGGGUAGAGGUGUUGCUGCAUUGUCUCUACAACAGAGACAACGCUGCGAUUUCAACUUGAGUAGUUAUAACUGGAGGAUACUGAUAUCUGCAAGCUGCUGACCAUCAUGGGAGAGAAGGUGAUGCAGUCGCAUUUAACCAAGACGGGGAAAUAUGGUACGAUCUACGAGAAAGUACCAGGAGAACUUUCCUUACGAUGCUUGGUCAGCAAAGUGGUCAGCCAAAUAAAGAAUAUGUUGUUGAUUUUGCGCUUGUAAAUAGUGAAUCGCGUUUUAGUCUACACUCAGAUGUCAACUUAUUCUUGCAUGCGGGAAUGAGUGAAUCUAAAGUAAAAAGACAUUCGGAGUAGGGAUCGACCGAUAUAUCGGUCGGCCGAUAUUCGCGUUUUUUACGUGUAUCGUAUCGGCCGAUACUCGGCUGAUUUUCGCCGAUUUUUUUUUAUUUAUUUUUUUUUAAUUUAUUUUUUACUUGUUCUACCUCACCUGUUUUUAAUAUUUGUUAAAUAUUGUUCAUCUACUUGUUCUUACUUGUUCUACUUCACCUGUUUUUACUAUUUGUUAAAUAUUGUUUUUUAUAUUGAAGUUCAAUAAAUGUUCCUUUAAAAAAUAAAUAAAAAAUCGGCUCAAGAAAAUCGGUAUCGGCGUAUCGGCUAAGGCUGAUGAAAAAAUAUCGGUAUCGUAUCGGCCCUAAAAAAUCGGUAUCGGUCGAUUCCUAAUUCGGAGUAUGCAAUUUAUUGACAAGACGUGUACUCUCCGUGCAUAGCCCCGCCAUCUCGAGUGAACCAAGAAAGCUGGCCCCGUGAUGAAGGGGGAUUUUACCCCCUUGGUUUUACACAGGCAAGACAAGGAAUUUGCAGGGCGUGCAAAGCCGCGAACGAACCGGCUUGGCAGUGUAAUAAUGCAUAUUGUGUCCUUAGUGCGGAUUGACAACUGUUCUGUGCAAAUGAAAGGAUGUGUCUUGAGUGUGUUUCCUUCUUUAUGUGGAAAGCAGCAGACCCCAGACACCAUUUCAAUCAAGGUUGAAGAGGAUAUUGGUGGAGGCAUGCCCGCUGUAGGUUAGUAAUACACAUUGCAUCCAUGCAAGCAAACAAUCUUGAUAAACUGAGCACGUACUCGAAUCUGCCUUCUCAGUAGGAGCCUUUAACCCUUGACCAUCCAAAGGGGCGACAAGGAAAAUGCAUGAUCAACAAAUAGAAGUUAGAAAGAAUUUCAUAAUAUAAUUCUUGCAAUACACAAGUGUGUACAAAGUACAUGCUGUGUACCUUUUGUGAGAUGAUUAAUUAAAAACAUUACUUUCUCUCUUUCUGUUUUCCUCUCUGAAGAAGACGACAAUGACAUUAGAGACUGCAGCACGCAGUGCGGCGCCACCUCGGAGUGUCUGCGUGUGGAAGCCCCUGGCUCCUCCUACAUGUCAAGUCACAGCGGGGAGCUGCGCAUCCUGAGCGUCUACGGACAAGGGGAGGGCCCACUGGCGGUGGACGGCCAUGACACCCUCUUUGCCACGUCUGAACUGGAGGCCUUGAGCUCGCUGUCCUCAGACCACAGCGUGGCCAAGAGCCUGAACUGCAGCGUGCGGCUCGUCCGGCUUGAGGAGCUGACUGGGCAUCAGGGCUGCCGCAAGGGCCGGCCCGGUGUCUUGUGUGGAAAGGUUAUUCCCAACAAUGCCAAUAUGAUCGUCCACAUGAGGACUCACUCCGGGGAGAAGCCCUACAAGUGUGACCAAUGCACAAAGAGCUUCAGUCUGAAAGGCACCCUGAAGACCCACAAGAGGAGUCACUCCGGGGAGAAGCCCUACAGGUGUGACCAAUGCACGAAGAGCUUCAGUAUGAAAUGCGUCCUGAAGAUCCACCUGAGGACUCACACCGGGGAGAAGCUCUACAAGUGUGACCAAUGCACGAUGCGCUUCAGUCAGAAAUGCCACCUGAAGCGCCACAUGAGGACUCACUCCGGGGAGAAGCCCUACAAGUGUGACCAAUGCACGAUGCGCUUCACUCAGAAAGCCAACCUGAAGACCCACAUGACGACUCACACCGGCGAGAAGCCAUACAGGUGUGACCAAUGCACAAUCCGCUUCAGUCUGAAAGUCCACCUGAAGCGCCACAUGAGGACUCACUCCGUGGAGAAGCCCUACAAGCGUGACCAAUGCACGAUGCGCUUCAGUCAGAAAGGCACCCUGAAGAUCCACCUGAGGACUCACACCGGGGAGAAGCCCUACAAGCGUGACCAAUGCACGAAGCGCUUCAGUCAGAAAGGCCCCCUGAAGAUCCACAUGAGGACUCACACCGGCGAGAAGCCAUACAGGUGUGACCAAUGCACGAUGUGCUUCAGUCUGAAAGACCACCUGAAGCGCCACAUGAGGACUCACUCCGUGGAGAAGCCCUACAAGUGUGACCAAUGCACAAAGCGCUUCAGUCAGAGCUCCGCCCUGAAGAGCCACAUGAGGACCCACACGAACAGGAAGCCCUACAAGUGUGACCAAUGCAAGAAGAGCUUCACUCGGAAAUGCCACCUGAUAAUCCACAUGAGGACUCACUCCGGGGAGAAGCCCUACAAGUGUGACCAAUGCACGAAGUGCUUCAGUCAGCGCUCCACCCUGAAGACACACAUGAGGACUCACUCCGGGGAGAAGCCCUACAAGUGUGACCAAUGCACGAAGCGCUUCAGUCAGAAAGGCCCCCUGAAGAUCCACAUGAGGACUCACACCGGCGAGAAGCCAUACAGGUGUGACCAAUGCACGAUGUGCUUCAGUCUGAAAGACCACCUGAAGCGCCACAUGAGGACUCACUCCGUGGAGAAGCCCUACAAGUGUGACCAAUGCACAAAGCGCUUCAGUCAGAGCUCCGCCCUGAAGAGCCACAUGAGGACCCACACGGACAGGAAGCCCUACAAGUGUGACCAAUGCAAGAAGAGCUUCACUCGGAAAUGCCACCUGAUAAUCCACAUGAGGACUCACUCCGGGGAGAAGCCCUACAAGUGUGACCAAUGCACGAAGUGCUUCAGUCAGCGCUCCACCCUGAAGACACACAUGAGGACUCACUCCGGGGAGAAGCCCUACAAGUGUGACCAAUGCACGAAGCGCUUCAGUCGGAAAUGCACCCUGAUUAAACACAUGAGGACUCACUCCGGGGAGAAGCCCUACAGGUGUGACCAAUGCACGAAGCGCUUCCAACGGAAAUGCGACCUGAAGAUCCACCUGAGGACUCACUCUGGGGAGAAGCCCUGCGUGUGUCUGCAGUGCAACGCCAGCUACAGCGACCCAAGCAACCUGAAGAUCCACAUGAGGAUUCACUCCGGGGAGAAGCCCUACCAGUGUGACCAAUGCAGUAAGCGCUUCCUUCGGAAAGAUGCCCUAAAGAUCCACAUGAGGACUCACUCCGGGGAGAAGCCCUACAAGUGUGACCAAUGCUUGAAGCGCUAUCAACAGAGUGGCCACCUGAGGAUUCACAUGAGGACCCACACUGGCGAGGAGCCCUACAGGUGUGACCAAUGCAUGAAGCGCUUCAGAGAGGGCACCAAGCUAAAGAUUCACAUGAGGACCCACACUGGCGAGAAGCCCUACAGUUGUGACCAAUGCACGAAGCGCUUCAGUCAGAGCUUCGACCUGAAGAUCCACAUGAGGACUCACACCAGGGAGAAGCCCUACAGGUGUGACCAAUGCAUGAAGUGCUUCAGUCAGAGAUCUGCCCUGAAGUCCCACAUGAGGACUCACUCCAGCGAGAAGCCAUACAGGUGUGACCAAUGCACGAGGCGCUUCAGUUGGAAAGGCCCCCUGAAGAUCCACAUGAGGACUCACUCUGGGGAGAAGCCCUGCGUGUGUCUGCACUGCAACGCCAGCUUCAGCGACCCAAGCAAUUUGCGUGUGCACAUGCUCAAGCACACUUUGGCACGGGGUAACGGGACGCUUUGAUUGUGACCUCUGUCCUGUAUUGGUUGAAAUUACUGCUUUUUGUUUUUCUUUUCAUUACGAUUAAAUGCUUACCAAAUUUUGA
Messenger RNA from Gadus macrocephalus (Pacific cod), 4727 nucleotides. Its product is annotated as zinc finger protein 271-like. The transcript has 2 exons. The record is from RefSeq and is a predicted model, not a curated record. Lineage: Eukaryota; Metazoa; Chordata; Actinopteri; Gadiformes; Gadidae. The coding region runs from base 2147 to 4645 and encodes 832 amino acids.